GAAGUGCAGGGACUCCGGUCAUGUUUAACGAGAACGGUGACGCUCCUGGACGCUACGACAUCUUCCAGUAUCAGAUUAACAACAGGUCAACGGCCGAGUACAAGGUCAUCGGACACUGGACCAAUCAGCUGCAUCUGACGAUGGAGACCCUCCAGUGGACGACGGGCGACUCCUCGCUGCCGGUGUCGGUGUGCAGCCUGCCCUGCCAGACGGGCGAGAGGAAGAAGGUGGUGAAGGGCAUGCCGUGCUGCUGGCACUGCGAGCGCUGCGAGGGAUACCACUUCCAGGCCAGCGAGUUCACCUGCGAGAUCUGCCCCUACGAGAAAAGACCCGACCAGAACCGAACCAGCUGCCAGCCGAUCCCCAUCAUCAAGCUGGAGUGGAGCUCGCCCUGGGCUCUGUUUCCCGUCUUCAUCUCCAUCCUUGGCAUCAUCGCUACAACCUUUGCCAUCGUCACCUUCGUCCGCUACAACGACACCCCCAUUGUUCGCGCCUCAGGGCGGGAGAUGAGCUACGUGCUGUUGACAGGCAUCUUCCUGUGUUACAUUAUCACCUUCCCCAUGAUCGCUGCACCCGAUGUGGUCGUCUGCUCUUUCCGACGCAUCUUCCUGGGUCUCGGCAUGUGUUUUAGUAACGCCGCGCUUCUCACCAAGACCAACCGCAUCCACCGCAUCUUCGAGCAGGGCAAGACGGCGGUGACGGCGCCGCGGUUCAUCUCCCCGGCCUCCCAGCUGGUUAUCACCUUCUCGCUGAUCUCAGUCCAGCUUCUGGGCGUUCUGGUGUGGUUCUCCGCCGACCCGCCUCACACCUUUGUGGACUACGGUGAGCAGCGUACGCAGGAUCCCUCAAACGCUCGCGGUGUCCUCAAGUGCGAUAUCUCCGACCUGUCGCUCAUCUGCUCGCUGGGAUACAGCAUCCUCUUGAUGGUCACAUGCACUGUUUACGCCAUCAAGACGCGUGGCGUGCCAGAGACCUUCAACGAGGCCAAACCCAUUGGAUUUACUAUGUACACAACCUGCAUCAUCUGGCUCGCCUUCAUCCCCAUCUUCUUCGGCACGGCACAGUCGGCGGAGCGGGUGAGUUUGCCUCUCUGAUAAAUAAUGUACUGUCAUGUUUUAUGUAAUGUUCAGCCCUGCAGCAGGGUUUAGCUUAUAAGUGGAAAUAGACUGCCAGCAGCAUCUACAUGUACACACAGGCCUCCUGUAUGUAUUUAUGUGACACUGAUGACAGUCGAAAGUCCUGUUGUUUCUCAAAGUCAAAGUCAACUUUAUUGUCAAUCUUUCAGUUUGUGUACAGACAGAGAUCGAAAUGCCGUUUCCCACAAUCCCGAAUACAAGAAUAUAUAAAAAUAUGUAUCAAAAUAUGUAUAUCCUAUAAAUACACAAUCGACAGACACAUUUACUGUAUACAUAUGCACACAUUA
Molecule: messenger RNA, 1423 nt
Organism: Gymnodraco acuticeps
Lineage: Eukaryota; Metazoa; Chordata; Actinopteri; Perciformes; Bathydraconidae
Product: metabotropic glutamate receptor 8-like
Exons: 2
Biological process (GO): G protein-coupled glutamate receptor signaling pathway; regulation of synaptic transmission, glutamatergic
Cellular component (GO): membrane
Molecular function (GO): group III metabotropic glutamate receptor activity
Source: RefSeq, a predicted model, not a curated record